Pocillopora damicornis (cauliflower coral) is the source of this 831-nucleotide messenger RNA. RefSeq lists its product as uncharacterized. The record is from RefSeq and is a predicted model, not a curated record. Lineage: Eukaryota; Metazoa; Cnidaria; Anthozoa; Scleractinia; Pocilloporidae.
AGAUUUCCACGUUUUCCGAGUGUGCUUGCAAAAGUCAAUGUUCCACAGAAGUGCCCCUAAAUUUAGCAAACUUGUCUUGAUUGGCUACUGAGCCGAACAUUUGUACCUAUUUCACUGCGUGGUCUUUGUAAUUCAAUCCCAUAAGAAGGAAAGGUAGCUGAAAAAAGGAACAGCAGCCAGAGGCUUCAACACCUACAUCUAUCAGAAAGAUCUUCACGAAAGUUCAGCGUCAAGACACCAGAGCGGAAUCUUAUAUAGAAUCCAGCGCACCAAGAAAGACUAGACAGUGUGCGGCUGCACAUCGUAAAACACAACUAGCAUCCUUCAUGGCGUCAAGAAGCUAUUUUUGUCACUACAUCGUUGCUUUCUCUGUUACUACAUUCUUAUUGGGUGCGGUGAGUGCUCAUUUCAAAAUAGGCCGUGAACAACAUAAGUGGUCUGAACAUCUCCGUCCUUGGCAAAUGCGUCAGCUAAGCGACCAAGAAGGACUUACGAAGGAGAGUGCAUCUGAUUGGCUACAAAGGAAUAGCAACAAAAUUGACACAGAAGAAAGCAUCGAGAAAGAAUUACGUAGCACUCCUGAAACACAUAGGAGAAGAUUGUUGGAACAUGUUCAUCCCAGCUACCUGAAGAGUCAGCAGAAAAAACGGAAACAAUUUUAACUUGGUGAAUGAAGAUGUUGCUAGAGUGGAGAGACUUCCCAGCUGUGAAUGGAAGCCUUAUUAUCGGCUUAAAGCAAACAUGUUUUAUUUAACGAAGCCCGCACAUGAUGGAAAUCAUUACAUGUAUCAAGCUGUAUAGAGAUCGAAAUAAAAAACACCUUGUGGAUAA